AUGGGGCAGAAAUUUGGCAAAAGAGUGGAAACUGACGGCGUUGUCGAUCGGAGCGGUGUGUACGAACAAUGUACACCAUCGACCGAUUCUGAGAGAGUCCAGGAGGACAUUUUUUGGAAGUGGAGCGCUGCGCCAGCGACCGCAAGUAGAAAUAACUCGCUUGUGAAUCGUGAAAGCGACGAAGAAGUGGAUUUAUUUUGGCCUUCGGGAGCAAGUCAGGUCCAAGAUGAGAGUUGUGAAGGAGAUUUAAAGGAAGUCGACUUAUUUUGGACUUGGAGAGCGGCUCGGGAUGACGAGAGACCUCAGGUUACUGAUGUAACGUUGGUCGCUGUGCCAACCGAAGAUGAGAUUUCAGGACAGGGUGUCACUGCAGAGGUCCAGGAAAAUCCGGAAACUCUCACCGGUGACCUGGAGAUCCUCACCACUCAGGAUCCACUCGCAUGUGUACAGAAUCCAGUCCUUUCUGACUCCCACAUGCACUUUGGUUUGGACUCGAACAGUGGUGCUGUUCAAAAUCCAGUCGCAAGUGAGUCGGAAAGGGCCGAAGAAAUCCAGCAAACUUCAGUCAGUCAGUCUGAAGAGGAGAUGGAGAAUGAUGAGAAUUCCAGUGAGAUCAUUCAGGAGAUCAACUCCUGCUUGUAUAAGAUCGGGGAAAUGCUGGAGGAAGACAGUUUUGUAGCCGUCUAUGAAGGGACCCUGCUCGGUCUAUUUCUUGCAUGUCUGCUCGUGAUGAAUGCUUUGAAUGAAAUUAUUUCUGCACGACUUGACUGUAAAUCAUUUCUUUGUUUUGUUGAUCAGGUGGUAGUGAAAUAUGUCGAUACCACUAAGCGGGUGGAUUAUAUCGUCAUCCCGGGUUAUCCUGGACCCCUUCCACGUCAGGUGGCACUCCACAUGCUUGCCUGUCAGGGAGACGACGUUCCUGAGAUUGAACGGCUCGUGGACUGGCAGGAGUAUCCGGACCAGUUCGUCAUGGUCCUGGAGCGCUCUUCUCCCUGCGAGGGUUUGGAGGAAUUUGUUGCGAGUAAAGGGGGAAAACUCGAUGAGGUGUCAGCCAAGGACAUCAUGUGGCAGGCAACCAUGGCUGCCCACAUGUGCUGUAAACGGGGGGUUUUCCACAGGGAUAUCAAGCUGGAGAACUUCGUCAUAACAGCAGACACCCUAGACCUCAAACUGGUCGACUUUGGGUGCGGCGAACUACUUCAAAAGUCGGCCUACAAGACGUUUACAGGCACGAGAGACUACGCCUGCCCUGAAUUUUUCCAAACGGGCGAAUACUAUGGAAAGCCGUCGACGGUGUACUCGCUCGGGGUGCUGUUAUUCGCCAUGUUGUGUGGGAAAUUCCCCAACUGCAAUGACCGGAGCUGGAUCAAUGAAAGGAGAUGGUGCAAAGACGGCUUGACUGAAGAAUGCUGCCGUUUGGUUGAAGACUGUCUGCAGGAGGAUCCAGAUAAACGUAUUCGUCUGGAAAAGAUCUUUGAACACAAGUGGUUUCAGGACAAAGAUCCUGCAGACUGCCUCCAGACUCCCGUCCGCUCUCAAAGCGAUGACGUCAUUCAGUAUCGAGAUGAUGCUGGGUCUGACAUCGAUGAUGAUGUGGGCAUUUUAAUCUUUCACACUUCAAACAGUCGGUGUGAAGAGGAGAUGGAGGGUGUGGAGAAUCAGGGUGCCAUCAUUGAGGAAAUCAAUUGCUGCCAGUAUAAGAUCGGCAGACAGCUGGGCCAAGGCGGUUUUGGAACCGUCUAUGAGGGAACCCGUGUGCGGGAUGGCUUGAAGGUGGCGGUGAAAGUUGUCAGGAAGGCCGAUGAAAUAAUCAAGGAUUAUAUCAACAUCCCGGGUUAUCCUGAACCCAUCCCUCGAGAGGUCUAUCUUCAGAUGCUUGCCUGUAAGGGAGAAUAUGCUCCUGCGAUCGUCCAGUUUCUGGACUGGCAGGACCGUCUGGAUCACUACGUCAUGGUCCUGGAGCGCCCUUCUCCCUGUGAGGACUUGAGCGCUUUCAUGAUCCGCAACGGAGGCAGACUCUCCGAGAAAACAGCGCAGGCUAUCAUGUGGCAAGCGACUGAAGCCGCUGAAAUCUGCUGCAUGCGGGGGGUUUUCCACAGGGACAUAAAAUUGGAUAACUUCCUGAUUAACCCGUGCACGCUGGAGGUCAAACUGAUCGACUUCGGGUGCGGCGAUCUACUUAAAACCUCAGCUUACACAGAUUUUAUGGGCACAGAAAUCUACUUCUGCCCUGAAUUCUUCCAUACGGGCGAGUACUAUGGAAAGCCGGCGACGGUGUACUCGCUCGGGGUGCUGUUUUUCGCCAUGUUGUGCGGAAAUUUCCCCAGCGUCCAUGACCUGGACCAGAUAAAUGAGAGGAGGUGGUGCAAAGACGGCUUGACUAUAGAAUGCUGCCGUUUGGUUGAAGACUGUCUGCAGUGGUAUCCAGAUGAGCGUAUCGAUCUGGAAAGGAUCCGAUACCACGGGUGGUUUCAGAACAAAUAUCCUGAAGAUGACCUCCAGAUUCCUGUCCGAUCUGGGACCGAUGAUGUCAUUCGGUAUCCAGAUGAUGCUGGGUCUGACAUUUUAAUCCUUCACACUUCAAACGGUCAGUCUGAAGAGAAGCUGGUGGACGAUGAGAAUCAGCACAACAUGGUGAAAAUUCAGGUAAUCAAUUGCUGCCAGUAUGAGAUCGGCAGAGAGCUGGGCCAAGGCGGUUUUGGAACCGUCUAUGAGGGAACCCGUGUGCGGGAUGGCUUGAAGGUGGCAGUGAAAGUUGUCAGGAAGGCCGAUGAAAUAAUCAAGGAUUAUAUCAACAUCCCGGGUUAUCCUGAACCCAUCCCUCGAGAGGUCUAUCUUCAGAUGCUUGCCUGUAAGGGAGAAUAUGCUCCUGCGAUCGUCCAGUUUCUGGACUGGCAGGACCGUCUGGAUCACUACGUCAUGGUCCUGGAGCGCCCUUCUCCCUGUGAGGACUUGAGCGCUUUCAUGAUCCGCAACGGAGGCAGACUCUCCGAGAAAACAGCGCAGGCUAUCAUGUGGCAAGCGACUGAAGCCGCUGAAAUCUGCUGCAUGCGGGGGGUUUUCCACAGGGACAUAAAAUUGGAUAACUUCCUGAUUAACCCGUGCACGCUGGAUGUCAAACUGAUCGACUUCGGGUGCGGCGAUCUACUUAAAACCUCGGCUUACACAGAGUAUAUGGGCACAAGGCUCUACACUUGCCCUGAAUUCAUCAAAAUGGGCAAGUACCAUGGCAAGCCAGCGACGGUGUACUCACUGGGCGUACUGUUGUUCGCUUUGGUGUGCGGGAAAUUUCCCGACCGUCAUGACCGGCACCAGAUCAAUAAGAAGAUCUGGCACGAAGACGGUUUUUCUGAAGAAUGUUGCGAUUUGAUUCAAGCCUGUAUGCAGAAGAAUCCAGAAAAGCGGAUCCAGCUGGAAGAGAUCCUUAACCACAAGUGGUUUUAG
Molecule: messenger RNA, 3444 nt
Organism: Triplophysa rosa
Lineage: Eukaryota; Metazoa; Chordata; Actinopteri; Cypriniformes; Nemacheilidae
Exons: 19
Coding region: 1-3444 (1147 amino acids)
Biological process (GO): regulation of mitotic cell cycle; protein autophosphorylation; negative regulation of apoptotic process
Cellular component (GO): cytoplasm
Molecular function (GO): protein serine/threonine kinase activity; ATP binding
Source: RefSeq, a predicted model, not a curated record